Molecule: messenger RNA, 509 nt
Organism: Nicotiana attenuata
Lineage: Eukaryota; Viridiplantae; Streptophyta; Magnoliopsida; Solanales; Solanaceae
Product: macrophage migration inhibitory factor homolog
Exons: 3
Coding region: 1-411 (136 amino acids)
Molecular function (GO): phenylpyruvate tautomerase activity
Source: RefSeq, a predicted model, not a curated record
AUGCAGAGAGGGGAAUUAAUCACGCCAUGCUUUUAUGUUUCUACAAAUGUGAAUAUGGAUGGAGUUGACAACAUCGAUGCUUUCUUCUCUAAAGCUACCACAGCAGUUGCUUCCAUCUUCGGCAAACCGAAAACAUGUACAUAUAUAUCAAUAAAGAGGGAAAUUACUUUUGCUUUUUUGCAGUAUGUGAUGGUCGUACUGAAAGGAUCAUUGGACAUAUCAUUUGGAGGGAACAAGGAACCAGCUGCAUUUGCUGAGAUCGUAUCCAUGGGUGGCAUUGACUCUGAUGUCAAGAGAAACCUUAUUGCUACCCUUGGCACCAUUUUGCACAACAGGUUCUCCAUUCCCACAACCCGAUUCUUUCUCAAGGUUUACGAUACAACCAUGCCUCGCAAACUGUCAAAACUCUAAUUUUCUCAAACAACCCACGUGUAUUGAUCAUUCUUCUCCUGGUGUUUAAGAAGCAUGAUAUAGCAGUAUAUCUAUCCAUGAUAUAGCAUGCGUUCACG